Panicum virgatum (switchgrass) is the source of this 882-nucleotide messenger RNA. RefSeq lists its product as uncharacterized. The transcript is spliced from 3 exons. Gene Ontology annotation, molecular function: protein dimerization activity. The coding region runs from base 445 to 882 and encodes 145 amino acids. Lineage: Eukaryota; Viridiplantae; Streptophyta; Magnoliopsida; Poales; Poaceae. The record is from RefSeq and is a predicted model, not a curated record.
GGAUGCUACAGCCACGGUGUUGAACAUUUGUUUUUGGAAAGAUGUGUCCCUUUGUUUGAAGGUCUUUGAGCCCUUGGUGAAAGUUCUACGUUUGGUUGAUGGGGAUGUGAAGCCAUCUAUGGGUUAUGUGUAUGGAGAACUUCUCAAGGCAAAGAGGGAGAUCAAGGAGGCAUUUGGAAAUGUGGAAAUGAACUACAAAGAAGUGAUGGCUAUUGUUGACAAGAAGAUGAAAAAUAGGCUUGAUUCUCCAUUGCAUGUGGCUGCAUAUAUGCUGAAUCCAUACUAUAGUUACAACAAUCCAGCAAUCUUCUCUGAUUCAAUUGUAGUGGAAAAAUUCAUGCAAUGUGUGGAGACCUUUUAUUAUGGUGAGGAUGGUAAGUAAUAUAGGACUGUUAAUGAGGACUUGAAAAAUUCCAAAAGAGACAUGGAUCCUUCUCAAAGAAGAUGGCAAGGAGCUGUGAACACUUUGAGUUCAAUCCGGCAUCUUGGUGGAGGCUUUAUGGAGGAGGAGCACCAGAUCUGCAAAGAAUGGCUAUUAGAAUCCUCUCACUGACAUCUAGCUCUUCUGGAUGUGAAAGGAAUUGGAGCACCUUUGAACAGCAUCAUACAAAGAGAAGGAAUAAGCUAACAACAGAGCGCCUCAACUCUCUAGUAUACAUCCAAUUCAAUAAUAAAUUGAUGUCCAAGAAGGAGAAGAUUACCAGAAAGAGUAACUAUGAAGUGCUACUAAGUAGUGAUGCUUCUGAAGCUCAAGGAUUUUUCUUUGAGGGAGGAGAUGAUCAUGCAUUGGUUGUCUUUAGGGAUGAGGAAGAUGAGGGAGAAAUGCCGGGGACAGGGAUACCAUGGAGUGUCCUUGGAGAAGCAAUGAGAACUAAUGAAUAA